UUUCUUGCUGCAUUUGAGAGUCUCUCUUUAUGUUUAACCUUUGGCAUUUUAAUUAUGUGGUCCUCUUUGGGUCCAACUUGUUUGGGACUCUCUGUGCUUCCUGGACUUGUAUGUCUAUUUCUUUCACCAAAUUAGGGAAGUUUUCUUUCAUUAUUUUUUCAAAUAAGUUUUCAAUUUCUUGUUCUUCCUUUUCUCCUUCUGGCACCCCUAUGAUUUGGAAUUUGGCAUGUUUGGAGAUAUCGCAGAGGUUCCUAAGCCUCUCCUUAUUUUUUUAAGAUUUGUUUCUUCUUUUAGUUUUGGUUGAACUUUUAUCCAUCUUUAUGUUCCAAAUAUUUGAUUUGAAUCCCAGCUUCCUUCCCUUCUCUGUUGGUUUCCUGUGGAUUAUUCUUUAUUUCACAUAAUAUAUCCUUCAUUUCUUCCUUUAUUUUUUUGCCACACUCAAGGAGUUCUCUGAGCAUCCUGAUCACCAGUGUUUUGAACUCUGCAUCUGAUAGGUCAGCUAUCUCCAUUUUGCUUAGUUCUUUUUCUGGGUUUUGUUCUGUUCUUUCCUUUGGGCAACAUUUCUUUGUCUCCUCAAUUUAGCGACCUCCCUGUGUUUGUCUCUGUGUAUUAGGUAGGGCUGCUUUUGCUCCCUGUCUUAGUGGUGUGGCCUAUGUUGAAAGGCACCUGUAAAGUUGAUCCACCUGGCUUAUUCACAAAUGGGUUGUGAAUUCAUUCCUUUGCAGUUCGGGGGCCUUUUGUGGUUGGGAAGGAAUGCUCAAACUCUUUUGAAAGCUGAGAUAGGUGAUCAUGCACCAGCUGGGAGAAAGGAGGCCCUGGAUCAGUCUCUUUCAGAAUCUCUGCUAAUGUUUGGAACAUGUCAAAAAUCCCAGUGUUUACUUAUUGCUGCCAUGAUUCCAGUUUGUCUUUGAAUGCAGCCACUUUAUCUGCUGACUUGAACAGUUGUCAUUCUCCCCUGAAAUGACAGAUUGAGUUCGUUGAGCAGGUUGAAUAUGCCACACAAGUAAGCAAGUUUUGUGACCCAUUCUGUGCCACUGAAAUGUGCUGCCAGUGGUGACUGAUUUUCUAAAAGAAAUCUCUGGAGAGGCUCUCAUAACUCAAAAACCCUGGCCAGAGACCUGCCUUUGGAAAGCCAUCUCACUUCUGUGUGUAAAAGAAGACUUGUGUGCUCUGCGCUCAUCUCCUCCCAGAGCCACGUGAACAGACGGUGUUUGGUGUCCAUGUGGUGAAGCAGUUUUGAAGGUUUCAUGACUUUGUUGGCUUGCUGGUCGCCACACAUCAUACAACGCAGGGUUCCACGUCAUCCAGGGUGAGACUACUUAGCCUGCGGGAAACCCCAGCAGCCUCACUGCACCCAGGACUUUUCCCGCUGCUCUGCCUUCUCGGGCAAUUCUUUGCCAAGACUCUGUUUCUGAGAAAGAUAGUGGUGACCGUUGGCCGUGCACCUAGUGUUCCCACACGUCCACCAAGAUGUCAGCGAAAGCCAUAGAGAACGGGGAAGGAUUUGCCGCGGACGCCCUCCUGCAGGAUCCUCAGUUGGAUGAGGAGAAAGAAAGCUUGCAGCCAUCCUCCGCUGGUUCUACUCCUGGGGGGCCUCCGCAGGAGCCCCCGCCAGGGCCCGAUGGACCUGGCUCGGACUCCACAGACCCGCCUGGAAGCGGGAGAGGGAACUUCUCCCGCAAUGCAAAAAUGGCUGUGUUGGCUGCGACCGGAGGAGUGGUGGCCGUGGGCGCUGUGCCCGUCGUGCUGGGCGCCAUGGGCUUCACUGGGGCAGGAAUCGCAGCCUCCUCCAUAGCGGCUAAGAUGAUGUCAUCGGCCGCCAUCGCCAACGGGGGCGGGGUUGCCGCCGGUACCCUGGUGGCCACUCUGCAGUCCGUGGGGGCAGCUGGACUCUCCGCGUCAUCCAAUGUCCUUCUGGGCAUGACUGGGUCAUUUUUUGGAGCCUGGAUGGGGUAUUCCAAAAAGGCAGACCCUUCCUCUCCUCCAGGUGGACCCAGUGGAGGUGACUCUCAGGAUGGCAAACCCCCCAAAGACAAGCCCCCUGCCUCCCAAAACUGUUCCGAGAAGGACGAGAAAUGAAGACGAGAUGCCAUGAGUUCGCCUGGCGUCUGCACUGCGUUCUCAUGGACAGGGCAGGGCAAGCCAGCGGGAACUCGGCAGGAACAAGCACCGAUAGCCCCCAUGACUAGGAGCCACUGGUGUUCCCAGUCCAGCCACUCACUUGUGACCCUGAGAACGUCACGUCUCCCCUUUAAACCUCAGUUUACUGCUCUUCAAAUGGGGGCUUGAACCAAGUGUCUUCAAAGAUCUCAGCUGGGGCCAUUGAUCUGAUAGGAUGAUAGGAUGGCUCGGCUCUGGGGUCACUGUUUGAGCCCUUGACCCUCAGGUACUAAGCUGUUUAUCCUCAGGCAUCAGCGACCCCUCCAUUUCCCACCCCAGACUCAGGGUCUGGCUGCGUCAUGGCUCCAGAGCAGCGAGUUUCAACCUUUUCAUCUCACGGCACACAUAACUAAUUACUAAAAUUCUGCGGCACACCAAAAGAAGAAUUUUUUGCCAAUCUAAUAAAAAAAAAAUAAUUAGGUAUAAUUUUGAUUCACUCACACCAGAUGGCUAUUGUUUUGUUGGCUUGUCAUUUUUUUAUUUACCAGUCUGAGGGAAAAGAGGUCAGGGCCCCUGAGUAAGGAGUCAGGCAUUGCACGUUUUAAAAAUUAUUAUUAUUUUUUUUUUUAAGAUUUUAUCUGUUUAUUUUUAGACAGAUGGGAAAGGAGGGAGAAAAAUCAAUGUGUGGUUGCCUUUCGCACGCCCCCUACCAGGGACCUGGCCCACAACCCAGACAUGUGCCCUGACUGGGAAUCGAACCAACAACCUGUGGUUCACAGGCCGGCACUCAAUCCACUGAGCCACACCAGCCAGGGCACAUGUUUUAAAAAUUCUUAAGGGAGACUUGACUUGGGGUAGAGAACACACAAUACAAUAUACAGAUUAUGUAUUAUGUAAUUGUAUACCUGAAACCUAUAUAAUUACAAAUGUCGCCCCAAUAGAUUCACUUUAAAAUAAUUCUUGCAACACACUGGUUGAAAAUUGCUGCUCUAAAGUUCAGGGACAUUGUGUCUGCCUGGCCUGGUGGCCCCUGGGCCUCUCUGGGUAAGUGGAGACAUUACACUUUUGCAGGGAGCUCUGUCCUUGGUCUGGAGGCCGGGGCUGUCAGCCCCCAGAAGGGCCUGGCCGGCACCUGCAAGGACAGACACGACCCCCUCCCCUGGAGGGCUCCCAAGAGGUGGGCCAGCAGAGACCGCCUACUUCCCGAGGCCCACGGUGUGCCUGGCCCUGGCUCGUGUGUCGGGUGUUCUGUGUGCAGUGACCUGGCAUCAGCCACCUGCCUGCCACGCAGGUGACCCACGCCCCGCUUCUGGAAGGCCUUUUCCCCCUGAGGCUUGAGUCUCAGAUCUCAGCCUGCAGGCUCCAGGGCCUCAGCGCAGGUCCCAGCGCAGGU
This is a messenger RNA of Pteronotus mesoamericanus, 3493 nucleotides long. Its product is annotated as interferon alpha-inducible protein 27-like protein 2. Gene Ontology annotation, biological process: apoptotic signaling pathway. The coding region runs from base 1471 to 2079 and encodes 202 amino acids. The transcript is spliced from 8 exons. Gene Ontology annotation, cellular component: membrane; mitochondrion. NCBI's taxonomy places the organism in Eukaryota, Metazoa, Chordata, Mammalia, Chiroptera, Mormoopidae. The record is from RefSeq and is a predicted model, not a curated record.